CCCGCUGAUUGGCUUUUGCAAGGAAGGGCGUGUUGUGAUUGACGGCGGAGGCGGCUAAGAUGGCGGCGCCCAUCAUUCUUCCGGAUACAGGAAGCAUCCGAAAGGCAGUGUCCCUCAUCAAUGCAAUAGACACAGGCAAGUUCUCUCGUCUGCUUUCCCGCAUCCUUCAAAAGCUUCACUUAAAGACUGAAAGUACUUUCACAGAAGAAGAAGAAGAAAAACUUCAAGCUGCAUUCUUAGUAGAAAAGCAAGAUCUCCAUUUAGUCCUUGAAACCAUAACAUUUAUUUUGGAACAGGCUGUAUAUCAUAAUUCGAAGCCAGCCAUUCUCAAACAACAACUAGAACAUUCCAACUUGGAUUCUGAUAAAGUAGAAGUCUUGGCUACUGCAUGGGCUGCUGCAGGUCCAGAGGUGGUAGAAAAGUUCCGGCAGAGGAUUUUGUCUCCUCAUAAGCUAGAUUCAGUUGGAUGGCAGCUUAACCUUCAGAUGGCUCAGUCCACCCAAGCCAAGCAAAAAUCUCCUAAAGCUGUAUUAGAACUUGGAAUAAUCAAUGAAGACUCAAAGAAUAUGGAGAAAGUGUUUGUGGAAUUCAGUCAUGAGGAACUGUUUGAAUUCUAUAACAAGUUGGAGUCUAUACAAGCACAGCUGGAUUCUCUUACCUGAUGCUGUGUAAAGACUGCUUUCCCCAUCACAUUCCUGCCACUUCACUAUUGAAGACAGAUUGACUGACGGACUUUGCUGAAAUGCUCAGUUGGUUGCUGUCUGCAAAUUACUUAUCUGAUCUUUGAACCCUAUUAGCCAAACGAAGUCCUAGCUGAGAAAACAGAAGUUGUCGUGGGCUUUUUCAUCUUUUCAGAGUGUAUCAUAUUCCAGUUUUACACCAUGGAGAUUGAGAAGAACAUUUUGCUGUUCUUAGUAUUAUUUUGAAAUUUGUACUGUUUUGUUAUAGGGCCUUUUUUGUUGGGGGGGGGGGAGUUAGAAGACCACAGUGUAUAAUUAUGUGAUAGUAUAAAUAAAAUGUAUACAGAUAUUGUUCAAAUAAUUGAAUAAUAUAUUGCUUCCUAAACAGUGGAAAACUAAAGUAACAUUUUGGCUUCCAAUCAUAUCAUACUGUUUAAAAAAGUAAAAUAAAUGUUCUUUAUUUGAA
Molecule: messenger RNA, 1146 nt
Organism: Anolis sagrei ordinatus
Lineage: Eukaryota; Metazoa; Chordata; Lepidosauria; Squamata; Anolidae
Gene: COMMD10
Product: COMM domain containing 10
Source: RefSeq, a predicted model, not a curated record